GGUGCGUUCCCAAAUAUACUUCUUAUUAAUAAAUGUUAAAGAUUUUUCUUCGGUUCAAAACACCCACCAAAUUAUUAAACGUCCCUCCAACUAAUCUAGCAAAAUAAGAAGUUACGUACACAUACAUUCUCGUCUCUCUCCCCUGUCAAGCCGGCCAGGCCAGGCCACUUUUAUCUCACAUUUUCAGACUCUCGAUCGUCUGAUCUCAGAUGGCUUCGUGGUUAGGUUUAUUUGGUCACGUUUUUGUUGCUCUAACUCUCUCCCUGGUGCCGGCAUCAUCACAAUACCAUCAUGUGCAUGGCUGCAAUUAUUUCGAAGGGAGUUGGGUUCUUGAUAAUUCGUACCCUCUCUACAAUGCAUCGAGUUGUCCGUUCGUCGGAAAAGGAUUUGACUGCGUGAAGAACGGCAGACCUGAUAAGGAAUACCUCAAAUAUAGAUGGCAGCCUAAUGAUUGUGAUCUUCCAAGUUUUAAUGGUCAGGAUUUCUUGGAGAGACACAGAGGCAAAAAGAUCAUGUUUGUGGGGGAUUCCUUAAGUAACAACAUAUGGCAGUCUCUAACUUGCAUGCUUCACUCCGCAGUCCCCUACUCUGAAUACGCCACAAGCCAGCAGAAGCAGCUCUUCACUUUUUCAUUCCCAGAAUAUGGGGUUUCAGUUAUAUUUCUGAAAAAUGGAUUCCUGGUGGACUUGGUUAAGGAAAAGGUAGGCAAAGUUCUAAGGCUGGAUUCCAUCAGUACAGGUGAUCAGUGGAAAGGAGUAGACGUUCUAAUCUUCAACACCAACCACUGGUGGACCCAUACCGGGCGCUCUCAAACGUGGGAUUACUUUCGAAUAGGCAACACCCUCGUGAAAGAGAUGGAUCAUAUGAAAGCUUACAAGAUAGGGUUAACGACUUGGGGUAAAUGGAUCGACUCAAACAUUGAUCCCUCGAAGACCAGAGUUUUCUUUCAAGGAGUUUCUGCCUCUCAUAUUGUUGGUAAGGAAUGGAAUGAUCCAAAGGCAAAGGAUUGUCGUGCAGAAACACAACCAGUAGAGGGAUCAAAGUAUCCAGGCCCCAAAAAUCCAGGAGAAGAUGUGGUAAAGAGUGUGUUAAGUAGAAUGUAUAAGCCCGUUUAUUUGCUCGACAUUACUUUGCUCACACAGCUAAGAAAAGAUGGCCAUCCUUCUACAUAUACCGGCGCAGGCAGUGCUUUUGUGGAUUGCAGCCAUUGGUGUCUCGCUGGUGUUCCUGAUACUUGGAAUGUAAUUCUUAAUGCAGCUUUGCUUCAGAAGUAAUUUAAUUUCCUUUUUCCUUUUUUAUAUUUAUUUUUAUUAUUUGGAAUAUGCAUGGUACGUACAAACAUUUUAAUCGGAAUCAUGACGGAUUUAAAUCUUUGGCUC
Carya illinoinensis is the source of this 1379-nucleotide messenger RNA. RefSeq names its product protein trichome birefringence-like 42. The record is from RefSeq and is a predicted model, not a curated record. The coding region runs from base 210 to 1274 and encodes 354 amino acids. NCBI's taxonomy places the organism in Eukaryota, Viridiplantae, Streptophyta, Magnoliopsida, Fagales, Juglandaceae. Gene Ontology annotation, cellular component: Golgi apparatus. Gene Ontology annotation, molecular function: O-acetyltransferase activity. The transcript is spliced from 5 exons.